AUGUGGCAUAGCACUUUUGUUUCCUUCUCCAAGGAGCCUGGAGCGCUGGACUUGACCAAUGCCAGGAUUCUAGUCGAUGAAGCCGACCACAAGGGAGUCAAGAUUGCUGCUACGAUGUUAUCUGAGGAUGUGGCUAGAGUCACCAAAGGACCCUCUAACACCGUCGAGUAUUACACAGGGAGCACAGCCUCCGUCGGUUCGACUCCAGCGGCCAUCAUUGUCGGCUGCAUCGAGUCGAGCCGGCUAUUGCAAGAGUUGGAGAAAGCAGGAAAGGUGGAAUUCACCGGAAUUCGAGGCAAAUGGGAGUGUUUCUGCACCAGCCUCGUGGCUGAUCCACUGCCAGGAUGUGAUUCUGCUCUGGUGAUCGCCGGGAGUGACAAACGAGGCGCAAUAUACGGCAUAUACACCCUCUCCGAGCAACUCGGCGUCUCACCAUGGUACUGGUGGGCCGACGUACCCCCCAAACACCAUCCCAACAUCUACGCCCAACCCACCACAACCACCAGCCAGGAACCCAGCAUCCGUUACCGCGGCAUCUUCAUCAAUGACGAGGCCCCCGCCCUCACCGGCUGGGUCCGGGCCAAGUUCGGCGGAUACAACGUCCAAUUCUACCAAAGAGUAUUCGAGCUCCUCCUCCGGCUGCGCGCCAACUUCCUGUGGCCGGCCAUGUGGCCCGGCUACCCGAACCCAGGGGCGUCCUUCUUUACCGACGACGGCCAGCAGAAUCAAAGCGCUGCGGAUGAAUGGGGCAUCGUGGUCUCGACGUCGCAUCACGAGCCGAUGCAGAGGCUGGCGAACGAGUGGCUUGCCGAAGAUAAUCCGCUGGGCACGUGGGACUGGCUGACCAACAAGGACAAGAUCACGGCAUUUUUCGAUGCAGGUGUCAAGAGGGCGGCACCGUUCGAAUCGUACCUCACGCUGGGCAUGCGUGGCGAGUAUGACACAAAGAUGCGCACCGACGACCCGGCCGCUGUGGUGCAGGAUGUGCUGCAGGUCCAGCGCUCGCUCAUCAAGGGGGUUCACGGGCGGGAAGAUGCUGUGCCGCAGUUGCUGGCGCUGUACAAGGAGGUGCAGGCGCAGUUCGACAGCGGACGGCUGGAGGUGGCCGAUGAUGUGACACUGCUGUUCUCCGAUGAUAAUUUUGGGUCCAUCCGACGACUACCACGUGGGGAAGAGGCUCGUAGAGAGGGAGGAUGUGGCCUCUACUACCACCUCGAGUACGUCGGCACGCCGCGAAGCUACAAGUGGAUCAACAGCAACUCGCUUGGCAAGGUUUGGCACCAGCUUCGCGAGGCGCACCGUCGUGGGGCAAGGCAGAUCUGGGUGUUCAAUGUGGGCGAUAUCAAGCCUCUUGAAGUACCCUUGACGUUUGCCAUGACUCUGGCCUGGGACGUAGAGUCUGCCAGUACUGCCGACGACGACACGAAUGACGGCAUCCACUACUUCUUGCGCAACCUCGCAAACCGCGAGUUCGGGCCCCUCCUCAGCCAAGACAUCGCAAGGGCGUGGCUUGAGUACGACCGCCUCGUCUCCCUGCGCCGCCACGAACACAUAGAGCCCACGACAUUUUCGUUGCUCCAUCACAAUGAGGCCGAGCUCAUCAUAUCCCGUUGGCAGGCCCUCCUCGCCCAGGCCGAGCAGAUAUACGCCCGCAGCCCAUCCGAGCAGAAACCCUCCGUCUUCCAGCUCGUCCUGCACCCGAUCAAGGCCAGCGCCCUGUUCACCUCCCUCCAAAUCACCGUGGCCCGCAACCAGCUCCACGCCCGUCAGCGCCGCAACUCGACAAACACCCUCGCCGCCCGCGCUCUCGCCCUCUUCAGCGCCGACUUUGAUCUCGCAGAGGAAUACCACGGCCUCCUGGGUGGGAAAUGGAACCACAUCCUCUCCCAGCCGCACUGGGGGUUCGAGAGCGACACCUGGCACGCGCCCAGCCGCGACAUGCUGGCGGGUCUGUGCUACGUCCAGACGCGACAGGCGUCGAACCCAAUCGCAGGUCACAUGGGAAUCAUGGUGGAGGGACACGAGGGCGUACGGCCUGGUCUGACGAAUGAGAACAGUGACUUUACGCAUCCGAGUAAGGGGGACCUUGUGGUGGGAUUGACGCUUGGGGUCAUGACGCGAUAUGGGCCUGCGAGGCGGUGGGUUGAGCUGUUCACACGUGGGACCUGUGUGGUGCACUGGACGGCUCAGGUGUUAUUGUUCGGUGAUCUGGUGCGGCUGUCACGGAUGGAGGGCACUUUGCUCCCUGGGAAGGAGGGGGAGGAGGAUCAGAGGCUGGAGGUGGAGGUCGCGUGGGAUCAUGUCCCGACAGCUUUUGAUGAGACCGUAAUUAUUGAGUUCCGGUCUGACGAAGGUGACCUCGAGCACGUUCAUCUCCCCAUCAACUGUCGCCGCGUUCCAGAUACCUUCCAAGAGGGGUUUGUCGAGGACGAUGGUUAUAUCGUUAUACCACCCACGGCCUGCAAGCAGUUGGGCCCAUGUUACUAUGUCCUCCCGUCCACUGGCAGAACACCUUGGGGCUCCAUUGCCCUCGAUCCAGCUUCACAGACAUCAGAGCCUCCCGCCUGGCUCGAGUAUAAAUUCUUCACCUUCUCAGAUCCAGGCCCGACGGCGGAGGCGGCGACGGCCAGGAGUGACCUCGUGCUGCACUUCAACAUGACCCUCGACCUCGACCCAGACAGCCUUAUGCAAUACGAGUUCUCUAUCGACGGCAGCCCUUUCCACCGACACCGCCUGCUCGAUAUUGAGGCCGUGGAGGAGGGAGACCCCGAGCUGCCGUCUCCCAUCGGGUGGGUGACAGCUGUGCAGGACUGCGCCUGGCGCAAAUUGCACGACGUUCGUUCACAUCUUCUUGGCACGGGCGAGCACUCGUUGCGCUUGCGUCUGUUGCAUACCAAUAUGCUUCUGGAGUCGAUUCUCCUUGACUUUGGCGGCGUGAAGGAGAGUUAUCUUGCCCCCCCGCCAAGUUCUCAUCUGAGAAGCGGAAACUUCGAAGGGGUGGACUUAGGGUGA
This is a messenger RNA of Cryphonectria parasitica EP155, 3012 nucleotides long. RefSeq lists its product as uncharacterized. NCBI's taxonomy places the organism in Eukaryota, Fungi, Ascomycota, Sordariomycetes, Diaporthales, Cryphonectriaceae. The record is from RefSeq and is a predicted model, not a curated record. The transcript has 3 exons. Bases 1 to 3012 code for a protein of 1003 amino acids.